Molecule: messenger RNA, 820 nt
Organism: Punica granatum (pomegranate)
Lineage: Eukaryota; Viridiplantae; Streptophyta; Magnoliopsida; Myrtales; Lythraceae
Source: RefSeq, a predicted model, not a curated record
GUAGAGCACAUCUCUAUAUAAAGUGAGAAGCUGCCAUGAACAAGCUAGGUUCAUCAUCCUCCCUCCCUCUCUCUCCUCCCCUCUGAUCGAACCUCUUCGUCACCGAAUAAUUAUACUCGUCAAACAUCCAUUGCCAUGGCGCUAAGUUCUAAAGAAGAUGUGCUAACUAAAGCGCAGAUCAAAGAGUUCCGGGAAGUGUUCUAUCUUCUCGACAAGGAUGGAGAUGGGUGCAUUACGGUCGAAGAACUCGCAACAGCUCUCAGAUCACUGGAGCAGAAUCCAACAGAGGAGGAGCUCCGGAACAUGAUCGGCGAGGUCGAUGUUGAUGGGAACGGAACCAUAGAGUUUGGGGAGUUCGUGGAUCUCAUGGCAAGAAAAAUGAAGGAGUGUGAAGCAGAAGAGGAACUGAAAGAGGCCUUCAAGGUCUUCGAUAAGGAUCAAGACGGCUAUAUUUCACCCCAUGAGUUGAGGAGGGUGAUGCUCAACCUGGGAGAGAAGCUGACAUAUGAAGAGGCCGAGCAGAUGGUCAGGGAGGCGGAUUUGGACGGUGAUGGGCAGAUUGAUUAUGAAGAGUUCGUCCGAAUGAUGAUAUCUUUCAAAUAAUAAACUUCUGUAUGCGUAAUUCUUCUUCUUCUUCUUCUUUUUUUUUGGGAUAAGUUGUAUGCGUAGUUCAAUAUGCGCUAUGGAUAAUAUUCACGAAGACUGGUCUGAUAAAAAACACCGAAGAUUAGUCUGAUGCUACAUGAAGUAGGCAAGAAAGAUGAUACGGAAGCAAAAGGUUGAGUUAAUGACAAUAAUUUUUACAUGUUUGAUUUGAUGA